ACGGCGGUGAAACCACGACUUAGGAAAGGUGUCCACUUCGUCAAGCCCAGUGUCAACAGGUGGACUCCAGGCAAAUUUGUGGAUAUGGCCUGUCCAAAUUGCACCUUGCGUACCGUCAUUAUCAUGUCGCGACACUGAUAUUCGGCGGUUUGUGGCUGAUACCCGUCCGGAACGUCGCCAGCAGGACAUGUCGCCGGACGCGGACGAGGCGAGUGGAACGCGCUGUGACGGGCAAAACACCUGUCCGAGCUUAGGCUUACUGUGAACAGCGAUCAACAACCGUCAUCAACGUUUACGUGUGCUUAGUGCCCAGUUGCCGAUCGGCGCAGCUAGCCUUGUUACUAAAUUAUUUUCCAAGUUCUCCUGCCGAUCCGCGUUGUCUGCGGACACCCAGCGACAUCGGGACCCAUGAAUCGAGCGCUCGUCAUGCCUGCCAAAGUUUCACGAAAGGUUGCAACCAUGAUCAUUCGAAGUAGGAAGUCCAUCAUGAAGGAUGGCUUCAUCACUUCGGGCUUCGGAGAGCCAAGCGUCUACCACGCCGUGGUUGUGAUCUUCCUAGAGUUCUUUGCCUGGGGUCUCCUGACGACACCCAUGAUCACAGUUCUCAACGAAACCUUCCCAAAUCACACUUUCCUUAUGAACGGGCUCAUCAUGGGAAUCAAGGGCUUCCUGUCUUUCCUGAGUGCGCCGCUGGUGGGGGCGCUCUCGGACGUUUGGGGCCGCAAGUUCUUCCUUCUCGUCACCGUCUUCUUCACAUGCGCCCCGAUCCCGCUCAUGCUCAUCAACACCUGGUGGUACUUCGCCAUGAUCUCCAUGUCGGGCGUGUUCGCCGUCACCUUCUCCGUCGUGUUCGCCUACGUCGCCGACGUGACGGACGAGCAGGAUCGCAGCGCUGCGUACGGCCUGGUGUCGGCCACGUUUGCCGCCAGCCUGGUGACCAGCCCGGCCCUGGGGGCCUACCUGGGCCACAUGUACUCGGACGGGCUCGUGGUGGCUUUGGCUUCGGCCAUCGCGCUCCUUGACGUGCUGUUCAUCCUCGUGGCGGUGCCGGAGUCGCUGCCGGAGAAGCUCCGGCCCGUCGGGUCCUGGAGCUCGCCGAUCUCGUGGGAGCAGGCCGACCCUUUCUCGGCCCUGCGGAAAGUGGGCAAGGACCCGAUGAUCCUGAUGCUGUGCGUGACGGUCUUCCUGUCCUACCUGCCCGAGGCCGGCCAGUACUCCUGCUUCUUCGUCUACCUGCGCCUGCUGAUGGGGUUCUCGGCCGAGGAAGUCGCUCUCUUCAUCGCUGUUGUGGGACUUCUGUCUGUCAUUGCACAGACGAUGGUGCUGACGCUGCUGAUGAAGACUGUGGGCAGUAAGCACACCAUCAUGGUUGGUCUGCUGUUCGAGAUGCUCCAGCUUAUGUGGUAUGGCUUCGGCUCUCAGCGCUGGAUGAUGUGGUCGGCCGGCGGCCUAGCAGCCGUAGCCAGCAUUUCGUACCCAGCCAUCAGUUCCUUCGUGUCAACGCAUGCCGAAGCAGACAAACAGGGACUGGUGCAAGGCAUGAUCACGGGCAUGCGCGGCCUCUGCAACGGGCUGGGCCCGGCCGUGUUUGGCUUCAUCUUCUACCUCUUCCACGUGGACCUCAACGAAGCCCCUCCGCCCAGCGGAACGGGGGCACAGGCCAACGGAUCCCUCGUUCCAAACGAGAUCCGGUUUGUGCCGGGACCACCCUUCGUCUUCGGGGCCCUGCUGGUCAUGCUGGCCCUGCUGGUGGCAGCCUUCAUUCCGGACGAGCCUUCCCCCUCUUCCACCUCCUCCUCGAGCGGAUCGUCAAGCUCGCGCAGCGGUUCCGGCGCUAUGCGUCCGCACGCGUCGGUGCGAACGGGCGGACUGGAGCUGUUCCACCACGACGUGGUGCACAAGCGUGGUGGCGACUGCGGCACCUUGCCCCUGAUGCACGACACGGACCCAUUAUAGCGUGCGGCGACUUGCGAUUCCAUGGCUGCCAUAGUGUCCCCACCCGUCGCAUCGUAACGUGUGCUCCUACAGUCCGACCGCCGUAGCCACGACGCCGGAUGCGCAGUUGGACCGCUGCUACGCAACCAAACGUCGUCCGGUUGCGGACUCGGCAUCGCAAUCGUUAUGGGCAUCUCGGAGCAGUCACUUCGUCGAUGUAUGCCAGGCUCGCAAUCGCCGCCGAAACGUAGUGCAACAAGAGUUGCGGCUACCAAGCGCAGCCGUAGCCGUCAUCGCUAUGGCCUUGUUGCGGCACGGCGCACGUGCCACAGUCCUCCAAGCACUGUUUGACUGGGAGCACGGCGAGCGAGCCGUCACAAUUGCACACGUCUUGCUGCCGUUGCAUUGUUGCUACACCCUCGGCACACCGUGCCCGUGAUUGUCGAAGAGGUGACUACACUUUGUGUCGACUAUAUUGUGCUACGUUCUCAGGGCUUGCGCAGCAUCCAGAGCCCUUCUGCUGCGAGAGCGUGCGGCUUUGUCUCUCAUCUCCUUCGUGCUGACUCUCGUGCGAAGGGGGCGCAUUGAGGCGUUGCAAAAGCUACGCUAGCCUUGACAGCAUACCUCAAAAUGGUUGACGCCGAGCGAAGAGGUAACGGCUCCCACGGCUGCAAAACUUACAGCCACCAAAUACACCAUUCGAUCCGGCAAAGCUGCCACGACGAGGCAGGCGCUGUGUCCUCACUUUAUGCUGGUUGUGGCAUCCUGCACAUAGCUUAAUUUGUGGCGCUCCCGUAACCGACACAGCGGCUGAUCAUUAACGCUAAUGAAAGUCCACGCUCGUAUCGUGAACCGACGGUCGCCGCGUGCGCGUAUGUCUGCCGACUUGUUUUCUAGUGGUGUUUUCUCACUUUUUGUUUUUCUGAAGGGGUCUGUGUGUCGGUGCAUUAGUUUCUGACCGUCUGGUUUGUGAUGCUGCUUGCGUGGGAUUUGCAGGCUUGUGGCGGCACUCCCAAGGUCGUCGCAUGUCGGUUGUGCUCAUUUCUUGCGGUGUAAAAAAAACAAAAAACGCACAAUGUUCUCCAUUGGUGUCGCUCGUCGUCAUCCGAACGCUCUUCGCAGGACCGGAUCGAAACCAAGUGGCCAGUCGGCUAGCUAGACGGCUGGCUUCCUCGACGCUGGGACCACUAAUCGCCUUCUCGGUUAAGCACGAACAGUUCAUAUCUCGGUUUUCUCCUAGUCAGGGGUCACCCAGGGGCCAGCGGAUCAACCUCCGGCAUGAAAGCCCGGCUGUCCCGGCGAGUUCCAUUUGCCCCAACCUUUUUCUCACCCUUCCACCUCGUAAAGUGCCGCCCUCCCUUUAUCGGAGGUGGAAGCUUUCUGGUUGUUUUCUCGCAUCACCCCCGCGUGUCUACGAUCGUUUUCGCCGAAUCUUUUAUGUUUGUCUCAUGGAAAGAAUGUUUGCGUGUGUCUCUGCGUUUCCAAAACGCGAGCGUGUCCGGUCUGGUCACUCCGCGGUCGUCCGGAUUUCCCGACGACCGACCACUCUCUCAGGGGCGACACUAGCUCCCUCCAGCGUUUGCACCGUCUUUUGUUCGGAGCCCACCACUCGGGGGCUUCGCCCCUCGACACUGCAUUUCUAUUUUUUUCUCCUCUGCGGUACCGCCAGGAACGUGCACAGAGUUCUGAAACGGGGAGGCAGGACGAUUUUCGCCACUCCAGCGUAGACGCAGAUACUGCCAUUUCAGAAGCGAGAUGCCAAACGCGGUGGCCCGACUCGCGGACUGGGCGAAACGCAUAUCACCAACCGACGCGCGUUGCCUAGAAUCUUUAGUAGCGGCGCUCGCCUUCUUUUAGAAACGCGUCUGUUUUGUGUCUCUUUUUUUUUCUCCUUUCGGCACUGGCAUUUCUGCUUUGGUAUUAGAUGAACGAUGACUUUACCCUAUUUUUGUCGACGCGAACCAAAGACUUUUGAACCUGGCUUCGUGUACAAAGUGCUGGCGUGCGUUGUCGGAACGCUUGUGCGCGUUUAUUAUUUUUCUUGUCUGGAAUGGGAAGUUUCUCCGUAGCCAUUAAAAGAAAAUCGAUAACCCGGAA
This is a messenger RNA of Ixodes scapularis (black-legged tick), 4032 nucleotides long. Its product is annotated as hippocampus abundant transcript 1 protein. Gene Ontology annotation, biological process: transmembrane transport. The record is from RefSeq and is a predicted model, not a curated record. The coding region runs from base 409 to 1956 and encodes 515 amino acids. The transcript has 10 exons. Gene Ontology annotation, molecular function: transmembrane transporter activity. NCBI's taxonomy places the organism in Eukaryota, Metazoa, Arthropoda, Arachnida, Ixodida, Ixodidae. Gene Ontology annotation, cellular component: membrane.